Molecule: messenger RNA, 672 nt
Organism: Strongylus vulgaris
Lineage: Eukaryota; Metazoa; Nematoda; Chromadorea; Rhabditida; Strongylidae
Source: the annotation of a GenBank genome assembly
AUGACCUCAUGGUUCAUUCAAGGCACCAACUGCAACAGAGCUAUUGAUGGUGAUAUCGUAGCAGUGCAACUGCUACCUGAGAACCAGUGGACUCUUCCUGAAAAGAAAGUCUGCUUACGUGAUGUGGAGGAUAUGGAGUUGGAUUCCGCUGAUUUUGAUGCUGAGGAAGAGACAGAUGAAGAGGUUCCUAAAGCAAAGCGAGCUAAACUCACGCUUAUUCCUACGGCAAAGGUUGUGGGUAUUAUGAAAAGAAACUGGAGACCAUAUUGUGGUAUCUUGAUGCGCAGCCAGCUCAAAAGCGCUAGGCGGCAUCUGUUCUGUCCAAGUGAUCGUCUCAUCCCUAGAAUUAGGAUUGAAACGGAGCAGGCAGAUAUCCUCGAAAGCCAACGAAUCGUGGUAAGCAUUGAUCAGUGGCCUCGUGAUAGUAAAUAUCCCCUUGGACAUUACGUACGUGCAUUGGGUAAAAUUGGCGAUCAGGAGAUUGAAAAUGAGGUACUUCUCCUGGAGCAUGAUAUUCCUCACGCACCAUUUUCUGAUGCAGUACUCGAAUGCUUGCCUGGCGAAAACUGGAAGCCCGACUUGCAACCACCUCGAGUCGAUCUGCGGCAUCUGACCAUAUGCUCUGUUGAUCCUCUGGGAUGUACUGAUAUUGACGAUGCUUUACAUUGUCGU